This is a messenger RNA of Prorocentrum cordatum, 726 nucleotides long. NCBI's taxonomy places the organism in Eukaryota, Dinophyceae, Prorocentrales, Prorocentraceae. The record is from the annotation of a GenBank genome assembly.
UCCACAACUCCCGCCGCCACGCACCGCCAGCGCCACCGCCCCCGGCCCGCCAGCGCCCACGCCGCCUAGGCCGGCCGCUGUCCAGGUCCACGCCCGUACACCAGCCGCAGGGCUGUGAACAGGGCCAGACCGCGGGUAGGCGCGCGACCAGCAGCGGCCUCCUCCGCGACCAAUGUGGAGCAGAGCACGUCUGACGAGACAGGCUGCGCACUCGUGCAGGAGCUCCUCGAGACGUGCCCAGCGGCGGCCGACAAGCAGUCGCCGUGGCACCGCGCCGAUAUGCCCCAAGAGGAGGAGGAGGAGGAGGAGGAGGAGGAGGAGGAGGAGGAGGAGGAGGAGGAGAAGGAGGGGAGCGCUGGCUCGUGCAUCGAGCAGUUCACGGCGGCUGGCGGCAUCGGCAUGGCAGAAUCGAGGAAGGUCGGCUUCGCGGCGAAGGCCCGCCAGAAGCAGGGUGGCAACGGCACGGUGCACAUCAUCGAAACGUUUCGCGACGAUGGCGUCCUGCUCACUGUCUCGGCGGGCGGCCAACGCGAGGUGGACGAGAACGUCAGUUCCAGACCAAUCAAGAGGAACCACCUCAAAGGACGAGGACAGGACGAGCAUGGCCGUCACGCCAGACAAGCUCCUCGAAAGCUACAAGGAACGCAACGUCUUUCGCUCAUCCUCCCAGCAGCCUGGGAAAUCGGUUCGAUUCGAGCCGGAGAAGCCGGAAAGACACCUGUCUAG